Topomyia yanbarensis is the source of this 2823-nucleotide messenger RNA. RefSeq lists its product as uncharacterized. The transcript has a single exon. Gene Ontology annotation, molecular function: nucleic acid binding. Gene Ontology annotation, biological process: DNA integration. The record is from RefSeq and is a predicted model, not a curated record. NCBI's taxonomy places the organism in Eukaryota, Metazoa, Arthropoda, Insecta, Diptera, Culicidae. Bases 1 to 2823 code for a protein of 940 amino acids.
AUGGAGGAACAAGGAGUUAUUGCAUACGUUGACUAUCCUACUGAUUGGGUCAGUAACAUGCAAGUGGUGGAAAAACCUAACGGUGCAUUACGAAUUUGUCUUGAUCCGAAAGCAUUAAACUCAUGCAUCAAACGUGAACAUUAUCUAAUCCCUACACAGCAGGAUUUGUUUAGUCGUCUCUCGGGUAAACGAGUUUUUACAGUGCUCGACUUAAGUAGUGGUUUUUGGCAAAUGGAACUGGACCGAGAAAGUUCUGACUUGACUACAUUUAUGACUCCAUUUGGACGCUAUCGCUGGACCCGUGUUCCGUUUGGACUCAACAAUGCCCCGGAAAUGUUCCAGCGUAGGAUGGUGCAGAUUUUUGGGGAUAUUUCGGGUGUGGAGAUAUACUUCGAUGAUAUGGCUAUUGCUGGAAAUGAUGAAGCUGAACAUGACGAUAUUUUAUCGCAAGUUAUUCAACGUGCUCGGGAAAAUAACAUAAAAUUCAACAUGAAUAAGUUGCAGUUUCGUACGAAUCGUGUUAAAUUUAUGGGAAACAUGAUUGGCAAUGGGAAAGUACAUCCUUUGGAGAAAGUUGUGAAGGCAAUCACCGAAAUGCAAAGGCCGAAGAAUGUUGCGGAUGUUACACGAUUCCUGGGUCUAUGCAAGUAUUUAGCUAAAUUCAUCCCGAAUCUUUCCCAGCGAACAUCGAAUCUCCGUAAGCUGACUCAUAGUGGCGUUGCGUGGGAUUGGGGUGAAAUACACGAACAAGAGAUGACUGAUCUUUUGACGACGAUUUCCAAAGAACCAGGUCUGGCUAUUUACGAUCCAAAAAAACCAUGCACUAUUCAGACAGAUAGUUCAAAAGAUGGCUUGGGUUGUGUCUUACUGCAAGAUCAUGGUCCUGUAGCGUUUGCAUCGAGAACGUUAACCAAGAGUGAGCAGCGAUGGGCCCAAAUUGAGAAAGAAUUGCUGGCGGUAGUAUUCGCGUUCAAUAGGUUUCAUUUCUUCAUUUACGGUCGAGAGUUUGUGGUUCAGUCAGAUCAUAAACCGCUUGAAACUUUGAUCAAAAGAAAUAUUGAUGAUGUAACGCCUCGUCUUCAGCGCAUGAUCCUAAUACUGCUCAAAUAUUCCGGGCUGUCUCUGGUGUAUACUCCGGGUAAGAAUUUGUUGGUAGCCGAUUGUCUCUCGAGAGCUGCUCUUCCGGAAACGGGUGAAGUUCAAGAAGAUCUAGAGUAUGCUGUUCAUGCUCUUGUUAAAAAGGCUUGUAUGUCCCAGGAUAACUUCAACUUGUACAUAGAAAGACUGAAUCAAGAUGAACGUUAUUUGCGCAUUAUUAAAUACGUUGAAAGUGGAUGGCCGCCAUACCACAAACUGGACGAUUUGAGCCAGCUGUUCCAUAAGUAUCGUGAAGAGCUUCAUUUUGAAAAUGGGCUUCUCUUCAAAGAUCACCGCUUGGUAAUUCCUACAGGACUGCAGAAAACUAUAUGUCAGUGGCUGCACGCACCGCACUUGGGAACUGAGAAGACUUUAUCUCGAGCGAGAGUACAAUUUUUUUGGCCUGGAAUGACCAAUGACAUAAAGGAAAUAACCACGAACUGUUUGGUAUGCGAGAAAUUUCGGCGAAACAACCAAAAGGAGCCACUCGUUCAGGAUCCAUCGCCUGAAUAUCCAUUCCAUCGUGUUGCGACGGACAUCUAUGAAUAUGGUGGUCGUGACUGGUUAGUCCUUAUCGAUGCAUAUUCUGGAUUCAUCUGUUCUGAUCGGCUGGAAGAUAAAACAAUACGCAGUGUUUGUAAACUGUUCGAUCGAUUUUUUAAUUGUUUUGGUUACCCAACAAUUAUCCGUAGUGAUAAUGUGCCUUUUAACUCUCGGGAGUGUGAAAGAUACGCAAACCUAAACAAUAUUACGUUUGAAUUUUCAAGUCCACGAUAUCCCCAAAGCAAUGGACUCGCGGAGAAAAGUGUGGCGAUUGCCAAAAAUAUUUUGAAACGAUGUUUUGAAACAGGAGAAGUUGAGCAGUUCCAGUACCGUUUGCUCGAAUACAACACGACACCAGUUGCUAGCAUGCAAUUGUCGCCCAGCCAGCUAUUCUUCGGAAGACUUGUGAAGACUCGCUUGCCUAUUGAGGAAAGCUUAUUGAAAAGGAACACCCUGGAUGAGAACGAUGUGCAACAGAAAAUUUUGAAAAAGCGUGCUAUUCAGAAAGGCUACUAUGAUCGUAAUGCAAAACAAUUACCAGUUUUGAAACCAGGCGAAAGAGUUCUCUUCAGAAAGAACGCGCGAGAAUGGCAUUAUGGUUCAGUUGUUCGAGACGUUAAUGGUCGUUCUUAUGUAAUUCGAGAUACUUUUGGUAAUCAUUUCCGUCGGAACCGAAAAUUCAUGACACGUACCAUCAAUAACGAGGCUGAUCCCAGUGAAAUUCUGCUUGAAGAUCAUGCUGCAAAAUAUUUCAUAAAUCAAAAUCCACCCAGGGUUGUAAGACAACCUGUUGACAGAGUUCAACCUGAAAGUCCGUCCUGUCACAUUCGUCUCGGUAUGAAUCAAGCGCCAGAAACGUCGUCUACUGAAAGUAGUCCAUCAAGUGUAGGUUCGUCCCCUGUGCAUGUAAAUACACCUACGGUUGAAAGUCCUCUUAUAGCUUCACGGCGGAUUAAGCAUGAACCCAUUGAUCCAUUGUCGGAACAGGAAGUGAAAUAUCAUGAACCCCGCUACGAAAGCUGUCCCUCGCCUUUGCUUGAAGCUGAACCUGAGCGUGACUUGCUCGAAUCACAAGGCUCACAUGCAACCCGUAGUGGUCGCAUGAUUGUUAGACCAGAUCGUUUUGGACAAUGGCUAUACUAA